AUGAAUGAAUUAUUAGGUUAUAAUGACUCAUUUAGGAGAAGUGAUAAUUAACCUCAUGCAAUUAAUGUUAAUGUUGUUGUAAAUCUAUAAUCAGAAAAUUUUAAUUUACAAUUAUCUAUUGAUCCAGAAAUUCCAUUUAAUAUAUUCGUAAAUGGAAUUAAAGAGUAAAUAUUUGCUCAAAGAAUGCUAGCUCAAUAUGAAGAAACUAUAGAAUAUCAAUUAGGAAAUGGAUCCAAUCUAAGAUAAAAUGAAGCCAGAUCAUUACAAUAUUUAGGAUUUACUAAUAAUUGCACACUCUAUGUUAGACUUAAGCUUAUGGGUAGCCAUAAUCAUAUGGUUUAGGAACCAAUGAUUAAUAUUAUUUGUUAGUAUGAGGAAUCAAAAAUAAAACUAAAGCAUCCAUUUGAUUCUAAAAGGAAAUUUAAUGUUUUUUUGGAAGAAAUAUUAUUGGAGCAAAUAUUUGAAGAUGAAAUACCUAAAUAAUUCAAAAACAAAAUUGAAUGUUAAUUGGAAUAAGGAAUAAGUAUCAAAUAAAAUGAAACUAAAAGUUUAUACCAGUUAGGAUUUCGAGAAAAUUGCACUCUUAAUAUAAAAAUUAAAGGUACAGAAGAUGAAUCUUCAAUUAAUAUUAAUUGUUUUUAUAAGAAAUUAAAAAUAAAAUUCAAGCUUCCAUUUGAUCCAGAAAUGGCAUUUUUGAUGUUUUUGUAAUAAAUAUAAUUAGAACAAAUAUUUGAAAAUGAAAUAACUGAAGAAUAUAAAAAUAAUAUUGAGUAUUAAUUGGAAGAAUAAGGAACUAUUAUCAAUAAAUAUGAAAUAAGAACUUUAAAAUCUUUAGGAUUCACUAAAAAUUGCACACUUAAUAUAAAACUUAAUAAUCAAGAGGAGGAAUCAUCAAUUAAUAUUAUUUGUUUUUAUAAGUAAUUAUAAAUAAAACUAAAACUUCCAUUUAAUCCUGAAAUACGAUUUUCGGAUUUUUUGAAAUAAAUAUAAUUAGAGCAAAUAUUUGAGAAUGAAUUACCCACAAAUUAUAAAAAAAAUAUUCAAUAUUAAUUAGAAUAAGGAAUAAGUAUCAAUUAAAAGGAAACUAAAAGUUUAAAUUCUUUAGGAUUCAAAAAAAAUUGUACACUUAAUAUAAAACUAAGUAAUAGAGAAGGUGAGAUAUUAAGUAAUUUUUAUGAUAAAUUUAGUAUUAUAAUAAAAAAGAAUUUUUGAAGUAUUAGUAGAUUUACAAUUUAAAAAAAUAGAACUAAAUAUAUCAUAAUAUAAAAACACUCCUGUAUCUUGUGUUUUCCAUGAUAUUUUGCUAGAAUUAUUUUCAGAAUAAUAGUCGUCUGUAAAUUAGACAUUUGCAUUUUUUAUUAAUGACAAAGAAAUUGAACCAUUUGAUUGUAGAUUAUUAGAAGAUUUUUAAAUGAUUAAAAGUAUCAAUUUAAAAAUGAUUCCUCCAAAUAAAUAACCUAAUCAAUAAUCAAACGAAAAAAGUUAAUUUGCAAUAAAACACAAAAGUUUAUAGUAAAAGUUUAAUUUGGAACAAACAAUAAAGAUUGAGUUUAUAGAUAGUGAUGUAGAAAUACUAACUUUAAUAAAUAACUCUCUAGAAGAUAUAAUUUAAUAGAUCAUAAGUGAGUUAUUGAUAUCUAAAAAAUAUAAAAAUUAUUCUAUUCAGUAUUAGAUUAAUGGAGAAGAAUUUUAAGAUGUUUAUUCUCUUUAUUCUAAAACUGAUAUCAAAAUUAAAAUCUAAUUUCCUAAAGAAUAAAAUGUUUAAAAUCCUUAAUUGAAAUUUUAAUUAACUGGAGAAUUUUAUUAAAAAAUUUUUAUUUCAGGUUUAAUAAAUUCUAAUAAAUUUUUAAUUGAAGAAGCUAUCUAGUUGAAAGGUUCAAAUGAUGAAUUAUUAGAAUAUGUUAAGUUCAAAAUAUUUGGUCCAAAAUAAAGUGCAUAUUCUCAAGAAAGUUUGAAGAAAGGAUGGGGAUUCAUAAAUGUGAAUUAUGUUCAAAAAAUAUUAUGA
Molecule: messenger RNA, 2005 nt
Organism: Paramecium sonneborni
Lineage: Eukaryota; Ciliophora; Oligohymenophorea; Peniculida; Parameciidae
Source: the annotation of a GenBank genome assembly